This is a messenger RNA of Dermacentor albipictus, 6324 nucleotides long. NCBI's taxonomy places the organism in Eukaryota, Metazoa, Arthropoda, Arachnida, Ixodida, Ixodidae. The record is from RefSeq and is a predicted model, not a curated record.
AUGUCGAAGGAGCGCUUUUGCAGGCCAGGUUGCCUGUCCAUACUCGAACACGUCGCCGAGCCGCCGUUGGUGUCCAACUGCUCGGCGGCCGUUCUCCGCUGUCGCCUGGACACCGCGGGUCCCAACAUCGAAGUCUGGUGGACGUUCCACGGCGAGAACGCCUCCAAGCUUCCGAACGUUGUCCUCGAGCCGCCGCCCAGCCGCGAAGCCAGGGCGGCCUCGUCCGUCGCGCCCCCGGCCACGACCCCGCCAGCGGUUGCUGUGACGUCGGGCACCACAACCGCGCCACCCAAUGCAACAGCAGCGUUGGGGCACAACUCGACUUCGGCACACAACUCCACGUCGCCGUCUAACGAGACUGUGAGUGAGACCGAACCGCCGCGUUCGCUAACGACGCCCGGUGGCGACGUUUUCUCGGGGGAAGACGCCGAGAACGUCACAACCGCGUCGCCGCAGUCGACGGCAACCUUCCAGAGUGCCAGCGGUGAAGCGGCAUUGUCCGAGGUCGAGUCUUCCUCUUCUAGCGAGUAUCCGGAGGAGGAAGAGGAACAGUCUGCCGUGUGGACACUGCGGCUAAACUGCCCGACGCUCGAACACGCCGGCAGUUACGCCUGCUACGCGCUAUCGCGGAACGCCAGCGAGUUCAUCUACAAGAAGGAAGCGUCCCUUGACGUAUACGUGCCGGUGAGCGUGGAGGUUGAGCAGAGUGUGGUCGAGGCGACGAUCAACUCAUCGGUGACGCUGUCAUGCCUUGCCACGGGUCACCCCAAGGUCACCACGCUUCUCUGGUCCCGGACCUCGGACGACGACGAACAAGACGACCCGGCGGCGGCCACCAGCAACUCCACGAGCUCAGAGGACGCUGCCUUUGGCAGCCGCCUGCUCGACAGCACGAACGUCACGCAGGUGUCCGAGGUUCAGUACCGGGCGCAGCUGACGCUUGAGUCCCUCCAGAGGCGGGACAAUGGCACGUACGUCUGCUACGCGGGCAACGAGUACAACAUGACCAUGGCGGUGCAGGAUGUACUCGUACUGGAGCCCCCAGAGGUGAACCUGUCAUCACUGAAGGCUGAGGAUGCACGCACAGCGAAGCUUAGCUGGCAUGUGCGCCACUCGGGCAACCAGCCUGUAUCGCGCUACCACCUCCAGGUGCGCAACUAUUCCACUGAGGCCGACUGGCUGGAUGUGCACAAUGCAGUACCACCAAACAUGACCUCCUACCUUGUCCACUACCUGGCACCUGGUGCCACCUAUGGGUUCCGGCUUGCGGCCGUCAACUCGGUGGGAAACGGCCCCUGGGAGCAGCGAAACAUCACCAUGCCACCUGACGUUCCACCAAAGAUCAGCCAAGUGCAUCUGCUUGCGACAACUAAUGAGACGCUGGUGUUUGCAUGGCGGAGGCCUAGCCAUGAUAAUGGUGCGAACAUCAGCCAGUACCAGUUGGAGCUUUUUCGUCCAGGCCAAACGCACCGCAACCAGACAACACUCUCAGCUGAGCCCCAGAAUAGGCUGAAGCACAUGUAUGUGUAUGUGGGCCUCACACCAGGAGAACAGUACAUCUUUCAGAUGCGUGCUUGCAACAUCAUUGGCUGUGGAAAUUGGUCUGAGCAAUUGGAUGUGAGCACAGCUGAUGGAAUGGCUGGUGCACCGCAGAAUGUGACAAUGCGUUGUUUUGCAAACACGGAAAUGAACAUGACAUAUGGCAUCAUCACAUGGCACCCACCUGAGGAUGCCCGGGGUACAAUUGUUGGUUACAAGGUUCUCUUGGAAGGGCAUGCAUUUUUCCGACGUGAGACGGGUGUCUUUGACACAGAGCGGCUGAAGGAGCCACAUGAAGUGAACUCGACCACUCUCAAGUACACCAUCACCAUCAAACCCAACACUAACUACACUGUGCGAAUCUGCACUGUCAACAAAGCUGGCUGCGGAAACCUGAGUGGUGUUACUGCUCGGUCUACUUGCACUUCACCUCCAAUAGGGCCAGCACAACUGCCCAAGUUCAACCUUCAGAGAAUGGAGCGUGAAAAGCGGCACAGGCAGCUCAAGCUUCACCUGAAACGAGUGUCGGAGAGGAAUGGAAACAUCCUGUGCUACAGAGUGAUUGUGGUGAAGCUUGCCCGUGGAGAGACUCUGGAAUCUCUGCCCAAGGACCAAAAGCAGUUGAACAUCACAUCCUAUCAUGAGGUCCAUCGAAUAAGCAGCAAUGGAGCUUACAUUGCAGAGGCCAUCAGCAGUGAGGACUUUGUGGAAGAGGUGAUCCUCGGUGAUGAAAGGAAUCACGUGUGCUCUGCUGAUUCUAUACGGAGCGUGACAGAGGACUCGCGCAUGAACAGAAGAGCUGCGGAUGCACUCAACAUCACUGAGCCAUCCACACCUGCUGUUGACGUUGAAUAUGUGCGCGAUGGUGCGCUUGCAGCGAAUACAAACUACACUGGCUUUGUUCAAGUACAUGUUCGGGGUUCGAAUGGAACAUUGCUCUCUCAGCAGAGUCCUUAUUUUGCUCCAGUGGAAACAGGCACUGAUCGCAACACUAUUACUGCCGAAAGCCCUGCUGCAAUUGUGUUUGGAGUGAUAUGUGGCCUUGUCCUUGUGGCUUUGAUGAUGGUCAUCAUUGUGUGCAUCAUGAAGAAGAAAAAUGGCCAGCUGUAUGAGGACCAAGGAGGCAGUUUUGUGAACUCUCCAAACUCGAUCCCCAUCUCGGCGGAUAACUUGCCAACUGCCUUUGUGAAGCGUCACUGUGACAGCGAUUUGCUCUUUCAAAGCGAAUUUGAGAUGUUGCCUGAGAAGUUCAGGGACAGGACAACAUAUGCAUCCGAUGCCCCAGAAAAUAUGCACAAGAAUCGCUACCCAGACAUCAAGGCUUUUGACCAAACAAGGGUCAAGCUGUCCACCAUUGAUGGCAUUCCUGGCUCUGACUACAUCAACGCAAAUUUUGUUGAGGGCUUCGGUGGAAAGAAGACCUUCAUCUGUGCGCAAGGUCCACUGGAUCGAACUGUGACAGACUUCUGGAGGAUGAUCUGGGAGCACCGAGUUUCAGUUAUAGUGAUGUUAACUGGAAUUGAAGAAAAUGGCAAGAUAAAAUGUGCCCAAUACUGGUCUGAUGAAGGCGUCAAAGAAAUUGAAAAACAGUAUACUGUUAGAGUUGUCACAGCAAAGAGAUAUUCGGAUUAUGUUGUGCGACGGUUCUUUGUUGAGCACACUCAGGAUGGCAUCACUGAGGAGCGAGAGAUCCUGCAAUUUCACUUCACCAUGUGGAAGGACUUCCUGGCACCUGACCAACCUUCGUGGCUGCUACGAUUUAUCAAGCGUGUCAAUGAGCAUUAUGUCUCUGACAGAGGGCCGCUACUUGUGCAUUGCAGCGCUGGUGUAGGCAGGACAGGAACAUUCGUGGCCAUCGACUCACUGCUGGAGGAGCUGGAAAAGACGGAAGAAGUGGAUAUCUUCAGUUGUGUAGCCAGUCUUCGCAAGCAGCGCAAUUUCCUUGUUCAGUCACUGAAGCAGUAUAUUUUUAUUUACCGUGCUCUUUUGGAGCAUGCACAGUUUGGUGACACAGAAAUUGAGAUCCAGCACCUUAGGGACCACUACCUUCAGUUGAAAGAGAAAUUGGGAAACCCGGAAAAGUCCGGAAUGGUUCUGGAAUUCGAGAAACUGGGUGAUGUUAUUGAAGACCCCAAGACAUGCUGCGUGGGAAUGAUGGACAUGAAUGUAGCAAAGAACAGAUAUGACUUCAUUGUACCUUAUGAUUGCAACAGAGUAAUUUUACCCGUGUCACCUUCACGAGACCACUCAUCCUACAUCAAUGCCUCAUUCGUCCAGGGUUACGACAGGUCACUGUCUUUCAUCAUCACCCAAGACCCUCUAGACUGUUCUGUUGUGGAGUUUUGGCGCAUGAUCAAGGAACAGUGUAUUUCUACCAUUGUUAUGCUCUCAGAACUUGGUGAGGGGCAGACCAAAUGCCAGCAGUACUGGCCCUCUGAUGGAGAGCUCAUGUGCGACUAUGUCAAAGUCAAGUUUGUUUCGCAAGACAUUGGCAACCACUUCAUCAAACGCGAGUUUGACGUCAUCAAUGUGAAGUCUGGGGACAGCCAUCAGACAACACAAUUCCAGUACCUGGGCUGGGUUGGGCAGCCGGUCAUAGAUGCUGAUAGCACAGCAAGCAUCAUUGCCCUCAUAGAGUGUGCCCAGCAGUGCCAAGCACUGCAUCCAAGUGGUGGCCCUGUCACAGUACACUGCAGUGGCGGUGGCGACAGGAGUAGCGUGUUUGUGACGCUGAGUGUCCUGAUUCAGCAGCUGAAAGCUGAGGAAAGGGUGGAUGUUUUUCAAGCAGCACGUUACACUCGUUCCCAAAGGCACUGUAUGUUGCAGACGCCUAACCAAUACGAGUUUCUCUACCGUGGUCUGCUGACCUACAUCGAGUCGCACAACCUUUGCAACAUGGGCGACACCCAACUAUGAGGGCUACACAUGCUAGGAUGUUCCAAGGUCCACCUUCACCACGAGGCACGCACGAGCAACUGCGACUGUGAGCCACACGUGCAUGCGCCUCGGCCAAAGGGCAUGCCCCUGCCUCGGCAUUGAAGUCCACUCCCUACCAGCCGGACUGGUGGGAAGAAAGGAAGGUGGCUUUUUUAUUUGUUGUUAACUGCUGACAAGCAAGAUGUGUGCGUUACACUCUAUGUAUUUGACAGGAACUCGAGAGUGCGCAUUUGGUACAAUGACUGAAGCAAAAGUGAAAAUGGCCAACCUGGCUUGUUCAUAAGCCUGUGAAACAGUGCGAGCAAUGACAUGCAGCACACAAGUUUCUCCAGCACUCAUAAAAUUAUGAGUACAGGGGACACUGCCAUGCAAGAAGAGAACGAAGGCAGUGCCCUUGCUGAGAGGCUUUACAGGUUCUUUUUUCUUCUGUAACACCUCCUGAAACAAAACCCGAGGACACUGCAAGACUUCAGCAAGAUCUGGGAGAGUGUGCUUGGGGGAGGUUAUUUCUUUUGGAAGAAGCAUGCAGAAGAUGCCAUCACUUACGAGCUGCCUUUCUUUUGUGGGAGAAGUCUGCCAGUCGUCCGUUUUUGAAGUGAUCCCUCGCAGGUGGAGUGAUUUAUGAGUGGGUGUUGUGAUAGCCAUCUGUUUGCAGUACAGCCAUGAAGGGAGUCACUGAAGCCACCUGAAACUCUGCUGCCUACAGGAAGAGUGCUUUUUAAGUGAAAUGCUCAUGUGCUCGUCUAAGUUUGUAUACAAAUUGGGGAGACUGCAGUCACACAGGAGGAACAGCACCCAUGUUGGCAACACUUAGGAGCAGCAUACUUGCAGUGUGUGAGCCUUGUGUGUUUUCAUGGCGUCCAAACUGCAGGAGUGCAAUGUGGGCAUCUUCCAUCCAGACUGCUUUAAACAAACUGACAAUGCAGUGUUCAUGUGGUCCGUAAUCGACUUCUCAUACCUCUUAGCUGUGUGUGCCCCGAACACUCCGCCUGUGGACCCACAUUGAAACAUUUACAGUCUAGGUUAACCCUAGUCUAGGUUGCAGGCCUUGGGCUGUAAAGCUUGGGCUAGGUUUCUAGCUGACCUAGUUCAGGUUGUGUUGACUCAGCCUAGGUCAAGCCUUAGGUGAUGUUGUCAUGAACAUCAUUCUCUGUUUUCAUAGACACUCGCAUAAUGUUGUACAAGACAAGAAAGGGCAGGUAUGAGGAACUGUUUUUGCUACAGGAUCCUUGUUACUUCUGUCUCAGUUAAUUUUUUUAUUCUAAUCCAGAACCUGUGUAAGUGUAUUUUCUAAAGAGGCAAAUUCAUGUGUACAUGCUUUAGCAUGGGCAAAUGUCAUAAAUACAUGUCAUGUCAGCCUGUAAUUUUCAUUACUUUGUUGACGUUUCUGCCUCUCAUGGUGUGCUUUUUUUGUUCAUUGUCUUGAUUACAAUUGAAAUGCUUCAAUUUACUAGUGUUUCUUAGGCGUUUAUUGCUUUAUUUUCAUAUUUUCUUAUGUGUUUCAAACAAAGGAGCAAUUUGCCUGUGGAACAAGUAGAGGUUGCUUUCACAUGUGCUCUUUUAUGUUUUGUGGCAAUUCUCAAAUGCUGUCACCCAGCUUAUAACAUUUCUUCAGAGCUUAAAAUGGUUACAAGACCACACUAAAUACUGCUGCACAAAGUUAUAUUACCAAUCAGUCACAUAUAGUCGAUGAAAUAAAAAAAAUAGAUGUUUUUGUUGCAGACAGAUAAAAUUGUUGGUUCUGGUAUGAUGGUAACUUUUAUUGUUAUUUUCAUGUAUAUUAGAUACCACUACAAAUUUUUGUGUCAAGUGUCAGAUUCGAGCUUUUGUUUCAUCUCUAACUUCCUG